GUCAAGAAAGAGCUCGGGCCGCUCGGGACAUUCAUGCUCGAGAUCAAGCCUGAUGCCUCAGGAGUCACCUCGCAGCGCGGUCAUGCCACCUCCCUGCAAGGUCAUGGGGUUGCAGCUGCCGUCGGCCUCGGGCCUGACCCAGCGCCAAGCCAUCAUCACCAUCACCAUAGAGGCGGGGACCAUCACCCAUCAGAGCACUGUGACGAACAUGGCUGCGACGACGACUACGGAGGUUACUGGGACGAGGAGUACGGCGGUUACUGGGACGAGAAAGGUCAAUACUGGGAGGAAGGCAUGAAGGGCUAUUGGGAUCCCCAAGGCCAGUACUACCAGGACGAUGAUCAAGACAAGGACACUACCUCGGCAUGGGAG
Symbiodinium sp. CCMP2456 is the source of this 372-nucleotide messenger RNA. The record is from the annotation of a GenBank genome assembly. Lineage: Eukaryota; Dinophyceae; Suessiales; Symbiodiniaceae.